Messenger RNA from Syngnathus acus (greater pipefish), 435 nucleotides. Its product is annotated as fatty acid-binding protein, liver-type-like. Gene Ontology annotation, molecular function: fatty acid binding. The record is from RefSeq and is a predicted model, not a curated record. Bases 21 to 401 code for a protein of 126 amino acids. Gene Ontology annotation, cellular component: nucleus; cytosol. Gene Ontology annotation, biological process: fatty acid transport. The transcript is spliced from 4 exons. Lineage: Eukaryota; Metazoa; Chordata; Actinopteri; Syngnathiformes; Syngnathidae.
ACCUUCACUUGCCUGACACCAUGUCUUUCUCUGGAAAGUACGAGCUUGAGUCUCAGGAGAACUUUGAGCCUUUCAUGAAGGCCAUUGGUCUUCCUGAUGACCUCAUCCAGAAAGGAAAAGAUGUCAAGAGUAUCUCUGAAAUCGAGGAGAACGGCAACAAUUUUAAGGUGACGGUCACAACCGGCACAAAGGUCCUCGUCAACUCUUUCACCAUCGGACAGGAGGCUGACCUGGAGACUAUCACUGGCGAGAAGGUCAAGGCGGUGGUUCAGCGUGAAGGCAACACACUGAAAGUUGCCCUGAAAGGAAUUGAGUCAGUCACGCGGCUGGAAGGCGAAACAAUUGUCAAUACGAUGACGAUUGGUGACAUUGUAUACAAGAGGACAAGCAAACGCGUUUAAGUCUGCGCCUGGCAUAAUAAAAGUAUUGAAGGCA